Messenger RNA from Corapipo altera (White-ruffed manakin), 6175 nucleotides. RefSeq names its product potassium voltage-gated channel subfamily J member 1 (gene KCNJ1). The transcript is spliced from 4 exons. Gene Ontology annotation, molecular function: ATP-activated inward rectifier potassium channel activity. Bases 318 to 1430 code for a protein of 370 amino acids. Gene Ontology annotation, cellular component: plasma membrane. Gene Ontology annotation, biological process: potassium ion import across plasma membrane; regulation of monoatomic ion transmembrane transport. Lineage: Eukaryota; Metazoa; Chordata; Aves; Passeriformes; Pipridae. The record is from RefSeq and is a predicted model, not a curated record.
AAAAGCCAAAGAGGGCCCUGGGCUCUCCUGCUCUGACACAGAAGCUGCUGGACCCACGUUCUGUGGAAGUUCUGUGGUCUGGGGGACACAAAGCUGGGCAGAUUUUCUCCCCCCUCCCUUCUGUGCUCACCUUCACCACGUCAGACCCCAGGAGCAAUGUAAGAGGGUGCAGCUCUGGGAAUCCACCUUUCUUGGCAGAAGUUCUGUGGACACCCUCUAGAGCUGAGCAGGGAGCUGGGACCACGCCGGGGCCGAGGGGCUGAUGAGUUCACACACUGCGUGCUGAGACCUCACAGAGAACGGCAGCAGCAGAGGGAAUGUUCAACUACCUCCGGCAACGCUUCACCAGUCACCUCCGGGAGCGCAGCCGGCGCAGGGCCAGGCUGGUCUCCAAGGAUGGGAGGUGUAACAUAGAGUUUGGCAAUGUGGAACAGUCCAGGUUUGUCUUUUUGAUUGAUAUAUGGACCACCAUCCUGGACCUCAGGUGGAGAUACAAAAUGACUAUCUUCAUUUCAGCCUUCUUGGGCAGCUGGUUUCUGUUCGGGCUGCUCUGGUACAUGGUGGCCUACAUCCACAAAGACCUGCCCGAGUUCAACCCCUCCAUCAAUCACACCCCCUGUGUGGAGAACAUCAACGGCCUCACCUCGGCUUUCCUGUUCUCCCUGGAGACCCAGGUGACCAUUGGCUAUGGCUUCAGGUGUGUCACAGAGCAAUGUGCCACUGCCAUCUUCCUGCUCAUCUUCCAGUCCAUCCUGGGGGUGAUCAUCAACUCCUUCAUGUGUGGGGCCAUCCUGGCCAAGAUCUCCAGGUCCAAGAACAGGGCCAAGACCAUCACCUUCAGCAAGAACGCCGUCAUCAGCAAGCGCGGGGGGAAGCUCUGCCUCCUCAUCCGGGUGGCAAACCUCAGGAAGAGCCUCCUGAUUGGGAGCCACAUCUAUGGGAAGCUCCUCAAGACCACCAUCACCCCGGAAGGAGAGACAAUCAUUUUGGACCAAGUCAACAUAGAGUUUGUAGUCGAUGCUGGCAACGAGAAUCUCUUCUUCAUCUCCCCACUCACCAUUUAUCACAUCAUAGACAAGAACAGCCCCUUCUUCCACAUGGCAGCAGAGACCAUCCUGCAGCAGGAUUUUGAGCUGGUGGUGUUUUUAGAUGGCACUGUGGAAGCCACCAGUGCCACCUGCCAGGUGAGGACGUCCUACAUCCCAGAGGAGGUGCUCUGGGGCUACCGCUUCGCUCCCAUCGUGUCCAAGACCAAAGAAGGGAAAUACAGAGUUGACUUCCAGAACUUCAGCAAGACAGUGGCUGUGGAGACCCCCCACUGUGCCUUCUGCCUCUACAACGAGAAAGAAGCUAAAGCCAAAGAGAAGAAAGGUUAUGACAAUCCUGGGUUUGUCCUUGAAGUCAGUGAGACCAGUGACACAAAAAUGUAGUUCGGGUACUCAUGGGACUGUCCCUGUCGUCAGAAAGAAUUCAAUCUCCAGAGGAUUAAUAACUUAGUAAAACAAAAGCACAGGUUUGGUUUUACUCUAAAACAGCAUUUCUUUUCUCAAAAGCCUCAAAUCGAAGAGGAGCAGGACACCAGUGAUCUCCAGAAUGCUACUGAACUACACUGUGUGUAUUUCAUAGAAUUUAUAUUUUUAUACCUGUGGGACAUUUUAUGAAGCUGCUAUGUUGGAAUGUCCAACUCAGGUUCCCAGAGGCAUAAAAGGGUGUUAAAAAUCCUGAAAAUAUGGAAAGAAUCUUUAGGACACGUUAAAGAUACACAGCUGCUGGAAUGAGAACAUGAAAAGGGGAGACAGAAAGCAAAGCUAAAGAAACCUGGGGGACUUAGGAGCCAAAACCUCAAAAAAAGGUACAUUUCUGGUUGCCAAAGUCCUCCAUGAAAACAGACUCUGGGGCAUGGGAACACUUGAGCACUUUUGAACAUUCUGAAACAAUUCCUUCCUUCUUUCUUUGAGGCUGGUACAGCAACAGAAACGAAGCGUUAAGGGACGGAACGCGCUUAGGAAACCAGGAAAGACAAAGCUGGGGCCGUGCUGCUGCCAUCCAGAACUCCAAAAUAGGACUUCUUCCCCGUGAAAGCCUUUGAUUCCUUUCAGGGAAAAAAAUAGCCAAGUGGAAAUGAAAACUGCAAAGACAAGAAGCAGAGACCCACAAUGGGAAGAGAGGAAUUUUGCAGCUUAUUCCCAGCUGUCUCAUCCCUCAGAUACCCUUCACUUCCCCAGGAGCUGGAUGGCUGUGGAACAAGAAAACAUCUGAAGACAACUGUGCAGCAAGGUGGGGAGAUGGAGAACACAUUGAGUGCUUCCCACCUGGCACAGAGCACUCCACUGGGAGGAGAGAGGAAAUCCCCAGCUCUGGAUGUAUCCUCCAAAAUAAACCCCAGAACAAACACAGAUUAUCUUUCCCUUUGAAGCACCAAGGUCUUGUUCAAACAAAAACAGAGCACAGGAGCCUCCCACCAACAGUUGGCUUCAGAUUUAGUCCCAACCCAUCCAUCUCAGCAGAGCAAAACCUGCAUCCCUCCAGGAAACACCUUCUGCUCGGGGGGAGCUGAACAGUGGGAACAUUUGCUGGGUAUAACUGUUGACAUUUAAGUUUCAAAUGCAACAAGAAGCUUAAAUAACUUUUUGGUGAAUUUCUACUCCCUCACAGCCUUUUUUAUUUUCCACUGGUUUAAGAGGAAAUAAUUUUCCUUAUUUUUAUUUUCCAACUGGUUCUGUUGCUGAGAGUUCAAGUGGCAGAGCAAAGGAACUUUUUUGGGGAACUCUUUCCCUUGAUGUAAGUCAGCUCAUCUAUUUUCAAUGCUGUGGUAAAAUGGAAAUAUUGUUUAAAAGCUGCCAGACUGAGUGGUCUUAAAGGAAGGAGAGAAUUAAGCAGGUCAGAUGAUGGCAAGAGAAAGUUAUGCUGCAAAUGAACAGUGUGAGUAUGGAAAUCAAACUCUGGGAACCAGGAGUGUCCAGCUCUCAGCCCCAGUGUAGCAUCAACUCCUUUGUUGGUUCAGAACAAAUCACUUCAUGUAUCUCAGAUUUACCAUCUGUAACAGGGGACGUAAACACUUUCAUUGUACAAAGAACAAUGCUAUGAACAAUUAUGUCACUAAAGCACUUUAAAAGCCAAUUCUCAACUGUCUCAGUCUUUCCUCUCCUUAAGGCACCACUGUCACACCCUUCACCUCUGACUGGAAAGAUCAGCACCCCGAGUUCUGUCCUCCUCACACAUCAGUGACUGGAAGUGCUGCAGCAGGGCCAGAACUGUGGGGGGUUGAACCAGGAGCUGAGACCUUUCAGGUAAUUCCCACAUACUGCCCAGUAUUUUAACUUGACUGUUUUUGCAACCUGGUAGACUAACAGUGCCAACUGUAAAUAUAUUUUUACAGUCCCAAUCACCAGAGUAUCUGAGCCUCUCCAGCCUCAGUGCCUUGCAGAUUAUCCCCCUGGAAGGACAGUUUUUAUCCCCUCAAGCAAGCAGUGAGUCAUCAGUGGCCAUGCACAGAAGUCCAGGAGAGAGCAGGGCAGUGAAAUGAUGUCUCAGGAGCCCCAGGCUCGUCUGAACCAAGAGGCUGCUCAGUCCUUCCAGAGCUGCUGCUGCAUUUCCUUUCUUGGCUUCCUGUGCGGUUCCCUGGGUGUGAUUUCCCCAGAGCAGCACAGGCAGAACUCAAGGCUUACAAGCUACACCUCUUAUCCCAGGAUGCACCAAGGUGCCCAUAAAAGAAGUACCUUCAUUGUGCAAAAAUAACAAGACCAAGGGAAAUACGUUGGAAGGGUCAAACCCAGCUGUGCAAUGGGAGUCAGGGAAGUUUCCAAAUUUAAGGAAAGCUGUUUUGGGAUGUUAGUGCUAGUGGGAAAAAUAAAUCAAAUCGUAUCCAGUGCCUGUCCAGGAGGUGGUGUCCACCCUCCAAAGUUUAGAGAGUCCCUAAAAAAAUGCAUUUUCAGGCAGUGCCCUUGGAAAGCCAUUUCAAAAUCCUAAACCUCAGCGCUCUUCAUGACCCAAAUAUUGAACCUUUUGCCCUUUGUCUACAGCACAAGCAUGAGGAGGUGCCAUUCCAGUUUUAGAAGUUUUAAGUGCUACCACAACUCAAACAGAAGCUGCUGGAUGAGCCUGCAGGGAUGGUACCUGUUGUUCACUCUCCUGACAGUCCCACCCGCCUCAGAAGCAGCAGGGGAGGGGUGAUGGUUCUUUUCCAUGUUUUGGUAGUACAGGAGGGACUGGCUACUGCAGGAUCAGGAGAUACAAAGGGGAUGUAUGCACAGCUGACAGGGCCAUGGCUGAGCUGUCAGGCUUACUUAGAGUGGGCUCAAACUGGGACUUACUGGGAAUCUUGGCCUGAACCCCUCCUCCCUGAGCCUCCCGCUGAUUGUCACCUCAGGAAGCCCUGCCAGCCCCGAGCAGGCAGGAGAUAGAGCAGCAGCAGUGCCAGCACAGCACAACAAUGAGUGGAAUUUCCUCUUUCUGUCCGGGGAGAGCUGUUUGUCAUGGCAGAGAUAAAGCCCAGGCCGGGAGGAGGAGGGUUAUCGGGGACAGGCGGCACACGGGCCGGGCAGGACGGGCUCCAUGGGAAGUCUAUUUUGGGGCUGUCACCCCCACUGCCAUUAAAAGCAAGUUCAGUUAAGAGGAUGAAAAUAAAUUUAAUCUUGCUGAGCAGAAGUGGCUGGAGGGAACCACAGACCUGAUACUGGAAAACAAAGGCUUGUUCCUUCCCCCGUGACAGGGUUUCACUUUUCCAGCUCUGCUCAGGGCUCAGGGUUCUCCUCUCCCUGUCUGUCUAUCCAUCCUGCCAAAGUGGAACACAGAAUCCCAGGAUAUUCUCAGUUGGAAGGAACCCACAAGAAUCAUUGCGUCCAACUCCUGGCCCUGCACAGGCCCAUCCCUAAGAUGUUGUGGAGGCAACAGCCUGGUCCAAACCCUCCAAAGGUCUGGAGAGAAAGUCCUGCUCCUUCAGGAGAGGAAAUCAUACCAUGUACUUGCUGCUGGAUUAAGGCCUGAAGGAUUUUGCUGUGAAAGCCAAGCAACCAGGCUUGGGAAUAACGUGUCUGCACUGAGCUUAAUUUAUCUUCUCAUUUCACAAACAACAUGUUUCUUCUACUGUAUUUAUUUUAAACAUUCAUUCAAGCUGUGCAUAAUAUUUCAAUCAUUUUGAAAUAGAUUUACCCUCCUGCUGGCAAAUGAAUAAGGCAUCCUGCUGACUGCUGGGGGAAGGGCCAUGAAUUAAAAUAAAUGCUUUUAGUACACUGACAUAUGCUGGGUACUGUCUCCACACACACUAUGGUAGUAACUGGUGAAAAGGGACAUCAUAAUAAUAAUAAUAAUAAUAAUAAUAAUAAUAAUAAUAAUAAUAUAAUAGUAAAUAACAACAACAACAACAAUAACAACAAACCCUGGCACACUGUUUAGAUGCUCAUCUUGACUUGCAGUGCUGGAAUGUGGCAGAUCACUGCUAAUGCACUGCCACAGCCUGCCUUGAUAACUCCUGCCUGGAUCACUCCUACCUGUACCCAAUUCCUUGGAAACUCUGCUGCUCACCCAGAAACAAGUUCUCAGUGAGAGCAGCCGAGGUGUCACAUCCCCUUCCCUCUCCUGUGCUUACAAUCAUGGGAAUUCCAAUGGGAACAGCCUUUAUUUCCCCUUCAGUUUGCUCCCUCAACCCACCCCUGCCCUGAACCACCAUCCUGGGGUGGCCUAGUUCCUGUUCCCCACACAGGAGAAACCACACCACAAUGCCAGGAAUGGGAGCAGAGAGGGAAGCUGAGCAAGUUCCUGAAUCUGUGCUCCUGCCUGCAGCCCGGGGAACCUCUGACAGCACCAGCCCUGGCCCGAAAUUGCAUUUAACCCUGUGAUGGUGUCACUGGAACAGUGAGGAAGGCUAAAGCUCUCUCCAAGGCUGCUUGAAUACACACCAAAAAAUACCUCCUGAGGUCAAGUUGACAUUCCUGAGGUGGAAGCAUCUGCCUGGGGAGACUUACACUUGAACAAACUCCUGCUGCAUAAGACAGGCAGAAAUUCCCCCUGCUCAGAGGAGGUGGCCAAGGAAGGGAAGGCUGGAGAUGAGACUUUGUGGCUCCUUUUUUACACUGCUGUCAAAUUUAAGCACAGAAAGCAUCGAGGGGCACAGGAGGGGCAGGAACUGAGCUCUGCUCUGUGUGACCAGGGACAGCACCCAGGGAAGGGCUGGAGC